Molecule: messenger RNA, 1553 nt
Organism: Gavialis gangeticus (Gharial)
Lineage: Eukaryota; Metazoa; Chordata; Crocodylia; Gavialidae
Gene: LAP3
Product: leucine aminopeptidase 3
Exons: 12
Biological process (GO): proteolysis
Cellular component (GO): cytoplasm
Molecular function (GO): manganese ion binding; metalloaminopeptidase activity
Source: RefSeq, a predicted model, not a curated record
UUCUUUCAGGGCCUUGUCUUAGGCAUCUAUGCAAAUGAAAAGGAAGAGGGACCUCCUCAGUUUACUGAUGCAGGAGAUGCUUUUGAUAGACGUGUAUCCGGGAAGCUGAGAGAACUUUUGUCCAUAUCCGGGCCUCUUUUGAAGAAAGGCAAAACACGCAUCUUUCAUGGUUUGCAUCAGGACUUUCCAAGUGUUGUAGUUGUGGGCUUGGGUAAGAAGAGCAUUGGAGUAAGUGAUCAAGAAAACUGGGAUGAAGGCAAAGAGAAUAUUCGGGCAGCUGUUUCAGUUGGAUGCAGGCAGGUUCAGGAUCUAGAGAUCCCUUGUGUUGAAGUGGACCCCUGUGGAGAUGCUCAGGCUGCUGCAGAAGGAGCCGUCCUUGGAUUGUAUGAGUACGAUGAGUUUAAGAAAAGAAAGAAGCCUGUCGUUACUCCUCAGCUACAUGGAAGUGAUGGAAAAGAAGCCUGGCAAAAAGGUACAAUCUACGGUGAAGGUCAAAACUUGGCUCGACACUUGAUGGAGGCCCCAGCAAACUAUAUAACACCCAUUAAAUUUGCUGAAUUUGUUGAACAGAAACUCAAAGCUGCUAAUAGCGGCGUGAAGAUCCAUAUCAGAUCAAAAUCCUGGAUAGAAGAGCAGCAGAUGGGAGCAUUCUUGAGUGUAGCUAAGGGUUCAGAGGAGCCUCCAGUCUUUUUGGAGAUUCACUAUUCCGGCAGCGCUAAUACAAAUGACCCUCCAUUGGUGCUUGUUGGGAAAGGAGUUACAUUUGAUAGUGGUGGCAUUUCAUUAAAGCCUUCUUCAGGUAUGGAUGCAAUGAGAGCAGAUAUGGGAGGAGCAGCGACUGUGUGUUCAGCCAUUGUAACAGCAGCAACGCUAAAUCUACCUCUUAAUAUAAUUGUUUUGGCACCUCUCUGUGAAAAUAUGCCGAGUGGUAGGGCAAGCAAACCUGGAGAUGUAGUUAGAGCCAAGAAUGGAAAAACAAUACAGGUUGAUAACACAGAUGCAGAAGGACGGUUACUGUUAGCUGAUGCCCUCUGCUACGCCCACAAUUUUAAUGCACGGGCUAUUGUAAAUGCUGCAACUUUAACAGGUGCCAUGGAUGUAGCAUUAGGAUCUGCUGCAACUGGUGUGUUUACCAAUUCAUCGUGGCUUUGGACUCACCUUUAUGAGGCCAGUAUUUUGACAGGAGACCGUGUUUGGAGAAUGCCUCUCUUUGAACAUUACACAAAACAAGUUACAGACUGCCCACUUGCAGACCUGAGUAAUGUUGGAAAAUAUAGCAGAGCUGGAGGUGCAUGUACAGCUGCUGCAUUCCUGAAAGAAUUUGUAACCAUUUCUCACUGGGCUCAUUUAGAUAUAGCUGGUGUGAUGUCUAAUAAAGAUGAGGUUCCUUAUCUUCGAAAGGGCAUGGCUGGACGACCAACACGCACAUUAGUGGAGUUUGCUACUCGGCUGAGCCAAGACAAUCAAAGUGCCUAGAAAAAUAUUCUAUAAGCUUCCAAUUUGUCCACUUUAAAGAAAUUUUAAGAUUAUUUGGAAAAAAACCCCCAAAAAGC